AUGUACAAAUCAGUUACCAAGAAAGCGGUGGUGGACUUCGUUCGUUCCAACAUCAUAUGUCGUUCUGGCAUACCAAAAAUCAUUAUUACAGACAAUGCAACGAAUCUCAACAGCCACUUGAUGAAGCAAGUUUGUGAGCAAUUUAAAAUUGUUCAUCGUCAUUCAACCCCUUAUCGUCCCAAAGAAAAUGGGGCUGUUGAAGCUGCGAAUAAGAACAUCAAGAAGAUUCUUAGGAAAAUGGUGCAAGGAUCUAGACAGUGGCAUGAGAAAUUACCCUUCGCUCUCAUGGGAUAUCGCAUGAUUGUUCGUACGUUAGUCGGUGCAACACCUUACUUAUUGGAUUACGGAACUAAGGUUGUCAUACCCGCAGAAGUUGAAAUCACUUCUCUUCGAACCAUUGUUGAAGCAGAAAUCGAGGAUACAGAAUGA
Messenger RNA from Solanum pennellii, 429 nucleotides. RefSeq lists its product as uncharacterized. Gene Ontology annotation, molecular function: nucleic acid binding. The transcript has a single exon. Gene Ontology annotation, biological process: DNA integration. Lineage: Eukaryota; Viridiplantae; Streptophyta; Magnoliopsida; Solanales; Solanaceae. The coding region runs from base 1 to 429 and encodes 142 amino acids. The record is from RefSeq and is a predicted model, not a curated record.